This is a messenger RNA of Arxiozyma heterogenica, 2304 nucleotides long. It is a transcript of the gene MSN2, whose product is annotated as stress-responsive transcriptional activator MSN2. Gene Ontology annotation, cellular component: chromatin. The record is from RefSeq and is a predicted model, not a curated record. Gene Ontology annotation, biological process: regulation of transcription by RNA polymerase II. NCBI's taxonomy places the organism in Eukaryota, Fungi, Ascomycota, Saccharomycetes, Saccharomycetales, Saccharomycetaceae. The transcript has a single exon. The coding region runs from base 1 to 2304 and encodes 767 amino acids. Gene Ontology annotation, molecular function: RNA polymerase II cis-regulatory region sequence-specific DNA binding; DNA-binding transcription factor activity, RNA polymerase II-specific.
AUGACACCUCAAUUGACGAUGACAACGACGACGACAACGACAACAACAACAAACACUAAUGAUAAUAAUAUCUCAAUACAACCAGAUAUACCUAAUAUAAAUAAUAUGGUUAAUAGUAGAGCUGAAAAUAAUGUCCCUUAUGAUCAGCCUCCUCCUGACUCACUUCAAUCCAUCCUCUCCAAUCAAUCUGUCUUUGAUUCUAUAAACAGCAAUCAUAACAACAACAAUAAUAGCAACAAUAGUAAUAGUAAUAUUAAUGUUGAUAUUAGCAACAUUCCCAAUGCAUAUAAUCCAAAUAUUUUUGACGCUAAUUUCAAGAUCACAGAUGAUAUAGACAUCUCGAAGUAUCUAUUGAGUCCCACGUUUGAAGAUUUAUUGUCCCCUAGAUCUCAAUCUCCACAAGCCAAUAUAGAUACAAAACCUAAUAUUGAUGAAUUAAUAAACAGUUCAAACAAUAGUAACGUUAUGACGAAUAAGUUUUCUAAUAAAUAUUUAGAUCUUACUCCAAAUCUAAUUUUUAAUGACAACAACAACAACAACAACAACAACAAUAAUAAUAAUAAUAAUAACAGAGUUAUUCCUUUCACAUUAGAAGAAGAAGAAUCUACUACUAAUUUGGAUGAUUUGCUUAAAGAUAUUACAUCAAAUAGUAAUAAUAACAAUAUUAUUAAUGAUAAUGAUCUUUUUCUAAAUGAUUCCUUUUUAAACCUAGAUAACAGUGUUAGAAGACAUAGCGAUGCAUUUUUAACCAAUAAUACUCUUUUACCUUCAAACAUGUCCACUUCAAGAGCCUCGAUAUCUCAUCAAUUUGAUAUGUGGAGUGGUUUGCAAAGGAACACAAAUAAAAAUAAUAUAAACAAAAAUAAUAGCGGCGCUAGUAACAGUACUUCACUGCGGAAAGUGGCAAGCCUAAAUAACAGUAGUAAUAAUAUGUUAUUACGUACAAAAACCAAUAAACAAGCAGACACAGAUAAUAAUAAUAAUAACAAUAACAACAAUAAUAAUAUACUCAAACCUAAUGAUAACUUCAAUUCUAAUAAUAUUAGUUUUAUUGACCCAUUCAACAACAACAAUAAUAAUAAUGGUAACAGAAGUAAUGGUAGCGGUAGAUCCAACUCUUCAGAUUUCAUUCGUCCUCUACAAAAACGCGCAGUCACAUCCAUUAAAUCUACAGAAAAUAUAUACCAAGUAUCAUCACCAAACAGUGAAAGACGAUACAGCAUAAGAAAGGCUCCAUAUAGAAGUUCAGUACCUACGAUUGAUAUAAACAUUUUAAAGGAAUUGUCAAAGUCAGCAAGAAUGACCCCAUUAAGUAAUGUGUCAUCAUCAAAUGAUAGAUUUUAUAAUAAUUUAGAUAAUUCCUUAAGUUCAAAUAAUUUAGUUUCGGUGCCAGCUUCAGUGUCCGAAACUGUGUCUCUCAGUAAGGAUACAUUCAAUAGUAUAUCUGAAUUACCAAACUCUGUUCAUCCAAACAGUGAAUCCGUUUAUGCAUUUGACAAUACCUUAAUUCAAUUAAAUAAUGGCCCAAUGAUUUCACCUUAUUCGAAUUAUAACAAUAACAGUGACUACAAUCACUCGCAUCUUUCACUACCACAAAGGACAACAAGGUCUGCAUCUGUUGUUGGUAUUUAUUCCAAUAUAGAAAAAUCUACACAUACACCACCUUUGCAGACGGUUACUCCAUCAUCGGUAAAAUAUACGAACAUCUCAAAUAACGCAUGUAUGGAAAAAAUGUCGCCAAUAAACAUGAAUCAACAACAACUACAAAUGAUACCUCCAUCACAAAUGAAUCAAAAUUUAAAUCAGUAUUCAAUUCCACAGAUGCCACAGUUUAUACCAGCUUCAAACAGGAUAAUGAAUGUAAAAAACAAUCCUUUAGUGGAACAACAACAUAUCGCAAACUUGCCAGUACAAACAAUUCCUCAGAAUACACCCAUGCCAUCUGAGAAUCAAAUAAGUAACAUUGAACCACACUUAAUAACUCCCCCAGGAAAUAAACGCACAUCAACAACUGCUGCUAAGCCUCAUAAUAAAAAUAAGAAGAAGAAUUCGGCAACCAAGUCAAAUAAAGAAAAGAUUUAUCAAUGUGAAUAUUGUGAGAAAUCAUUUAACAGAGCAGAACACAGAAAGCGUCAUGUAAGAUCGAUUCAUACCCAGGAAAAACCAUUUGUGUGCCAACUAUGUGAUAAGAAGUUUAGUCGGAGUGACAAUUUAAAGCAACAUAUUAAAGUUCAUAAGAAAUACGAAUCGGAAGAGAUGAAAAAGAUACAAUUGAACAUUUUAAAAGAUCCAUCUUUUACCUAA